AAGCCUGCGGGCCUGGGCGCGCGGGCAUGGGGGUGACGGUGGACGUGCGUCAGGUGUACAAGUACCCCUUCGAGCAGGUGGUCGCCAGCUUCCUCCGAAAGUACCCCAAUCCCAUGGAUAAAAAUGUCAUCUCUGUAAAAAUCGUGGAGGAAAAAAGAGAUGAAUCAACAGGGAUCAUCUAUAGAAAGAGGGUUGCAGUCUGUCAGAAUGUGAUUCCAGAAAUUUUAAGGAAGGUGAGCAUUUUAAAGGUACCUGAUAUCCAGUUAGAAGAGGAAUCAUGGCUUAAUCUUCAGGAAAGAAACAUGGCUAUACGGAGUCACUGCCUUACGUGGACACAGUAUGCAUCCAUGAAGGAAGAGUCUGUCUUCCGUGAAAGUGUGGAAAAUCCAAAUUGGACAGAGUUCAUUCAAAGAGGCAGAAUUUCAAUCACAGGGGCUGGAUUUCUCAAUUGCAUGUUGGAAAGUUUUGCCAGUACAUUCCUAAGACAGGGAGCCCAGAAGGGAAUUAGAAUAAUGGAGAUGCUGCUAAAGGAACAGUGUGGUGCCCCCUUAGCUGAAUAAAGAAUCAUCAGGGAGCUGUAUCCACGUCUACAUUUUUUUUUUGAAAAUCACUUCUUGACCACAACAGAUCAUAUACACAGUUUCUGGAAUGCAGGUUUGAGGAUACAGUGUCAGCAGCUUAAAGAAGAGGAGACCAUCCUGCCAGAACAUAAAAUGACACACUCCCCUGGAAGGCUGCUUCAAAUAGUGGGACUCAUGGAGAUGAGACCUUCUAGGUUGAUUUUUAUGACACAAUCUCUUUACGAUUUUACAAAAAAAGGAAAAAGCCCAUGUAAGAUGAUGUCUGACCUUCCUCAGGAUGUCCUGCUGAUUGUCUGGUGCUGGUGUUGGGGCAGCCAAGGACAGGAUAAAGGCCUGGAGAGGGUGCUUGUGGCCUAUGUUAUCAGCAUGAUUGUUCAUAGGAUUCACGAGAGGAUUAAGAAGUUGAACCUGUUCCCUGAUUCGUAGGUGGCCUAGAACAGACAGACAUGUUCUGGACGGUGUUGAAGCUAAGCCAUAUUUAUAGUGAUGUUUAAGAUUCUGAGAAAUCACGGGAAUUUGAUUUCUGUCCAUAAGUAAUGCAUAACUGCCGUGAGUGUAGCUUUUAUAGUGUAACAUGUGAAGUGCAAUUCAGUCCUGUGAAAGAACAUGAAACGGAGGGUGGGAAGGCAGGUUCUAACCUGGGCUUCUGCUAACUUGUUCUGUGAUAUGGAGCAAAUUAUUAAUCUCUCUGUUUUUUACUAGGCAAACAGAGAUAAUUGGGCACAGGUCUCUCUGUCUGUGGGUUGUGAUGGUUAUGCAAGGAAGUUUAGUGCAAAGAACACAGGUUUGGAGUCAGGUAGACAGACCUGGGUUUGAUCCAAAUGCUGCCAGGCACUGGCUCAAAGAUCAUGUACAUAAUUUUAAAUCUCUCUGAAGCUCAUUUUUUAAAAUUUGUAAAAUGAAGUGAUAGAAUUAACUUUGUGAAGUUGUUGGACAGAUUGGAGAUCAUGUAUAUGAAAUGCACAGCACACUGCCUGGUACAUAGUAGAAGUCCAGUAAAUAGAAGCCAUUAUUAUUAUGUGAAACCAUUUUGAAAAUGUUCUUUUCAACUGUAAUGUAAAGUGGUAUUACUGUUUGAAAAUUAGAUGACAGUGGUUUGCAUUUCCCCUGAUCGGAAGCCAAAAUAUAAAUGCAUACUACCUAACAAAGCUUGAAGAGUGAUAAUAAUUUGCAAUUCAUCUUCUUAAGAUAAAAAUUGGGCCAUUAUUGGAAAGUCUUAAGGAAAUUGUUCUUUUUAUAAUAUUUGAAAAUUUUUUCACUUAGUGCAUUGAUGGAUUUCAAAGGAAUUGUACUUUGUCACACAAGCCUGCCACUGUGAACCUCUUUUUAUUGUAUUUGAGCUAUUUGUGCUGCCUGAGUUUUGUCUCGAAGGAUAAUUUCCCUUCAUUUCUUUAGUGUUUUAUUCUUUGAUUGUGUUGGAGGAAAAAUGAAUGGUAGAAAUCAGAACACACUUUGACCUUCUUUUCCAGUUUACAAAUGGCAUUUGGUAGGCUUUUGGAAUAAUAGCCUUUUAAGAGGUGAUGUGAAUUAUGGAGGUGAGAGGCAAGAAAUUUUAUUUGGAGGUUGAUAUUGGAAUAAACUUAACCCUUCAUACUCAAUAACCUCCAUCUUCUGAAAGAAGGAGUUCUCACCCUGAGUUGUCCAUUAAGAUAGUGUGGGGAUCUUUGUGCAAUCCUGAUGCCCAGGCUGUGACCCAGACUAGGAAAUCAGAAUCUCUGGGUAGAGCCAGGCAUCAGUAUUUUUUAAAGCUCUCAGGGUGAUUCCGAUGGGUAGCUAAGGUUGAGAACCAUACAACAAAUUAUAGGUAACUUGCAGACAUUAUCUAAUUUCUUUCUUAACACCUCUGAGGUAGGAAAAGAUCUACGUAGCAAGAAUUUUUAUUAGAAACAGAAAGAGUGAAGCAUAAAGAGGCCAGAUUUCUGCCUUUAUUUCUUGAAGGCCAGGUGGCCAACGCAAAUGCCUACAUGGAUUCAGCAGCUGCUCUGAUGAGUGACGCAGUCUGGUGGCCACUGGAGAGACCCACCUGGGAGUACAUGUCUGGCUGAAGGUGGCAGCCCCUGCUCAGCCCCAGUAGUGCAACCUUGUGGCUGGCUUUCUUAUUUCUUCCAAUUUCCAAUUUUCCAGGAAAAGACAGAAUUUAAAAGGAAAGAAAUCUCCUGAUUUUUAUGUGUUGGCAACAAAUUCAGAAUUGCUUAAAACAUGGUGCUGGCCAGACCAAACAUGUUUGCCAGCAAGUGGUUUCCAGCCUCUGCUUCAGGAGUAUUAAGGACCAGCCUAAACAUCCUAGCCAAUUUCUGAUAGGUUUGCGUUUUCAUAUUCCGGAGGUAAGCUGCAGUUGCCUCUCCUCUAAGACUGCUUUUAAAUGGAUUUUCCUCCCCAUUCUCAAGUGACGGAGUUUGGAUGUAUUGUCCUCCCAGAACUCAUGUGGAAAUUUGAUCCCUAGUGUGGCAGUUUGAGUUAUGGGGGCAGAUCCCUCAUGAGUGGAUUAAUGCUCUCCCUGAGGGUGGGGGUAGUGAGUGAGUUCUCGCUCCAUUAGUUCCCACGAGAGCUGGUUGUUUAAAAGACCCUGGCACCUCCUCUUGUUCUUUCUUGCUUCCUGUCGCCAUGUGAUCUGCUUGUACCCACCAGCUGCCUGCCACUUUCCGCCAUGAACAGAAGCAGACUGAGGCCCAUGCCAGAUGCAGCUGUCCCAGAAUCAUAAGCCAAAUAAAUCUCCGUUCUUUAUAAAUUACCCAGUCUCAGGUAUUCUGUUAUAGCAACACAAAUGGACUAAUACACCAAGUAAUCCCCUGGACUUGAAUCAGACACUUUUCCUCACUCAGUAUUUUUUACCUCUGCAGGCAACUAUUACUUCAAGCUUCGCUUAUAUAUAUGGUUCAGAAACAUUAUGGGUUUUUUUUAGAAUUAAUUAGGGCUUUAAAAAAAAUUACAUGUUUUGUGAUAAAACAUUUAGAAGCCUGCGUUUAACCAUUCAACUUUAUUAUCUACUGUCUAGUGUAAGAAAUGUCAAAACUAGAAGUCCAGCCUUGUGGGUACAGUAGGAACAAGCAUGGGGAAGGGUUACUUCACAGACCUGGCCAGUCUCCUGUUUGGGCUGCUGAGUCUAUACCUCAAGGUGAUGAUUUACCAUGUGAUUUGCAGAUUUCAACCUGGAACAGAAAUCCCUUGAGGGUGUGUGUGCUAAAAUGCAGAUUCUCAGCCUCUUCCCCCAGGAAUUCUGAUUCAUGACAUUUCAGUUGGGACAUAAGAUCUGCAUAUUAAAACAAGUUCCCCUGGAGAUUCGUUUUUGCUCUUCCACAGACCACAUUUUGGGAAGCAUUUAUUUAGGGGAAGUGUUUUUGGUCUCUGUGUUUUCUGUUGUUUAAGGUUUUGCACUCAGUUGGGUCCAUUGAUCACUCAGGACACAAUAUAAAAUUCUCACGCAGAGAGAAACGGACUUAAGCUAUCCUUGCAUGAUUGAGGUGCUUUUACCAGGAAGGGGCUUUUACAGCUUCAAUCAUAUAUGGAUGAAAA
Cynocephalus volans (Philippine flying lemur) is the source of this 4094-nucleotide messenger RNA. It is a transcript of the gene PRELID2, whose product is annotated as PRELI domain containing 2. Gene Ontology annotation, cellular component: mitochondrial intermembrane space. The record is from RefSeq and is a predicted model, not a curated record. Gene Ontology annotation, biological process: phospholipid transport. Gene Ontology annotation, molecular function: phosphatidic acid transfer activity. Bases 27 to 560 code for a protein of 177 amino acids. Lineage: Eukaryota; Metazoa; Chordata; Mammalia; Dermoptera; Cynocephalidae. The transcript has 7 exons.